CAGUAGUCCCGCUAGAUAUUUUUCAUCCUCUUUUAACCUCUCCCCAUUGGCUUUCCUUCCCCUGUUCCUUUCUCUCUCUAGCCAACCAUCUCCUUCCAUUCUCUCUCUCUCUAUAUCUUUCCAUGGUGUAACCAAUCAAUCAAUUGUACAUACAUAUAAAAUUAUAUACACGCAUAUAUUCUCUUUUUCUGUCUCGCUCCUCUUAUCUUGGCUCAAGGAAAGAGGACGCCAUGAAUCGCGAGGGAGGAGGAUUCAACGGAUCUUGCUACUACUCUGUUCUCGGGAUUCAUAGGGAUGCCUCCUCCUCCGACAUUCGUGCAGCAUAUCGCAAGCUUGCUCUGAAAUGGCACCCGGACAGGUGGACGAAGAAACCCUCGGUGGCCGGAGAAGCUAACCGCCGUUUUCAGAAAAUUCAUGAAGCAUACUCAGUGCUGUCUGAUCAGGCGAAGAGGUCAAUUUACGAUGCAGGACUCCUCGAUCUGCUGGAGGAAGACGAAGAAAUGGGCGAUUUUUUACAUGAUUUGGUGAAGAUGAUGGACGACAAUGUUGGGAAGCAGGAGGAGACUCUGGAGGACCUCCAGAGAAGUUUCAUGGAGAUCUUCGGUGGAGAUUUGAUGAAUCACAACGGGAACGAAUAUCCAACGGCCAAGAAGAGGGGACAUGAAGCUACUGCAACCAAUGUCAGUGCAGCGAAACGCAACUCCACCUCUCGUUAUCAGGGUGCGUCUUAGAGGAUAACAGCCCCCGCCCUGUUGUUGUUACUGAUUUUGGGGGUAGUUUAGGUAAUUUAGUCAGGUCCUUUGGACUUUUCAUGUGGUUGGUGGCUAAAGAAAUGCUUGAAGCCAUUGUAAUUGCGUUGCGUAAUGAAAUUUAUCUUUUGAUUA
Molecule: messenger RNA, 884 nt
Organism: Cornus florida
Lineage: Eukaryota; Viridiplantae; Streptophyta; Magnoliopsida; Cornales; Cornaceae
Exons: 5
Coding region: 231-731 (166 amino acids)
Source: RefSeq, a predicted model, not a curated record